AAUUGACCUUUCGCAAAAGCCCCGCCCCCCUUAGUUACCGUUGCUAGCCCGACAAGCUUCUUGACGCCGACGGAGUGUCAACACAGUGUCAUGUCGGGGAAAAAUAUAGCGGUGCGUGUCAGUGACUCUUUUUGGAGCAAUACUUGUGCGAUAUCCUCCAGAUCGAGGCAAAAGGGGUUACAGUAUGCGGUGGAGGGAUACAUUAAAAACAUUAAAAUAAACAAAGAAGGGGACACUACGACUGUCGAGGCGAAAGCGUACCGGUCAAUGGCAAAAUCGGAGAAACCCCAUGAUCUCUACCUCACAUGCAACGAGCACAGCCUUUUGGACCAGUUAUGCUCUUGCACUGCCGGGUAAGUUCAGGACACUUGUAUACUUCAGGAGGAUGUUGACUGAAAUAUUUAAAUUAGUUAGAUAGCCAGUCAACAUCCUUUCAACUAUCCUUUCUAGCAAGAAGCAACGUCAUCAGAGUCUAGCUUGUUACAAUAUGUUGUUACAACAUGGAUGUAAGGUUACAUGUCAAGGCACUCUAAUAUUGCAGUAACUAGCUAGUAACAUUAUUGUCAUAAGGCUGGUUGACAUAAGCAAUUCAUAGUCACUGCAAAUAGCAUUUCCAAAACAAACACCUAAUGCUACUUCUGGCUUAAAUCAGUUCACCAGGUUUUUGCUCUCACAUUGUGGGCCUUAUGUACACCCUGGACCUGUGCCGUGCCAGACAUAAUGACAUCUCCUCCACAAGCCAGCCUCAGCAGUGGCACAAAGCCAGGGGUAAAAAAAUAACUGGACAACCUGUGAGCAGUGUGGUGGUAGCCAAGGCCAAAGUCAACCGCAAGCGGAAACCCAUCAUGUCCAGCUAUAUCCACAAUAAGAAAGAGUUAGGGACAGCAGUGUAUGGUCUACUGAGGGAGAUGUCAGAUGCACCUAUAAGCUACAUUGCUGAUGAAACUGCACCUGAGGUAGAAGUUGGAGGCAGGAAGUAUGCAGUGGGGUGCGGUCUAAGCCACCAGCUGCCACUUGUUUGCCAAGUUGGAGAGUCUUCUGUUGAUCCUGGAGUAACUCCUGUCAGCCAACCAGAUGACCUGCCCAACUUUCCUCUGCCAUCCCAACCCACCAGCUUCUGCACAGUUCUGAGUGAAAGUGCCAUGCGUUGUUACACAGAACUGAAAAUGUCUUUGCCUGAUUCUAUAGCUCUGGAACAGGAAACCAGGGAACAGAGCACAAACAACUUGUGGUUCCAUGCAAGGUCUGCCCGAAUAACAUCAACCUCUUUUAAAAGAAUCUGCUCUAGGAGAGCUGACCAUGAAAAACUUGCUACAAGCUUAAAGAGUGCCGCAUCAGUACAAACUAAGGCCAUGAAAAGAGGUGUAGAACAAGAGCCCAUAGCAGCAACACAGUACACAAAGCUCACAGGUAAUCUAGUGUAUCCAUGUGGUUUUGUUGUAAAUCCUGAUGCCCCACACCUUGGUACUUCACCUGACCGUAAGGUGAUAGAGGGAGGAGGGAGUGAAAGCCCAAGCUAUGGGCUUUUAGAAAUUAAGUGCCCAUCCAAGAACAGCUUUACAGAGUGUCCUUACCUUUGCAAGCAGGCAGAUGGACGCUAUAAACUAAAAGAGUGUAAUGCCCAUCAUUAUCAAAUAAUGGGGCAGCUUGGGCUCACGGGUAUGUCAUGGUGUGAUUUUUUUGUUAAAUGUGAGGAAGAUUACCACCUAGAAAGAAUACAAUUUGAUGUUGCAAAAUGGGAAGAGAUGAAGAGCAAGCUUGAUGCAUUUUUCUUUGACUACUAUGUUACAUACCAGUGAGAUAAAUCCGUGAUCGUCUUACUGUAUGUAUGUAUGGACUCUUAUUUUGUUCUCUUGUUUCUUUGUUCUUCUUGUUUGUUUUGACCUCUGAACAGAGAAUGAAAGUGCCAAUAAAGGAACUUAUUCACUGUCUGAAACA
Molecule: messenger RNA, 1938 nt
Organism: Gadus morhua (Atlantic cod)
Lineage: Eukaryota; Metazoa; Chordata; Actinopteri; Gadiformes; Gadidae
Exons: 3
Coding region: 687-1799 (370 amino acids)
Molecular function (GO): zinc ion binding
Source: RefSeq, a predicted model, not a curated record